Scleropages formosus (Asian bonytongue) is the source of this 8819-nucleotide messenger RNA. Its product is annotated as microtubule-associated serine/threonine-protein kinase 2-like. Gene Ontology annotation, molecular function: ATP binding; magnesium ion binding; protein serine/threonine kinase activity. The record is from RefSeq and is a predicted model, not a curated record. Lineage: Eukaryota; Metazoa; Chordata; Actinopteri; Osteoglossiformes; Osteoglossidae. The coding region runs from base 878 to 6268 and encodes 1796 amino acids. Gene Ontology annotation, biological process: peptidyl-serine phosphorylation; intracellular signal transduction; cytoskeleton organization. The transcript is spliced from 28 exons. Gene Ontology annotation, cellular component: microtubule cytoskeleton.
UUAAAUUCUCCUUUUGAGGUGUCUGAUGACUUCUAAUAUUUAAAGAAGCUUUUGGCCUGUCCUUAAGAAAAAGGUGGAAUGGGAGCGAUACAGAGCAACAGCAUACACGUGUGAAGGAUAACACAAGCAGAAUGGACCGAUGAGGACAUCAUCGCAGGAGCGCUCGGAUCUUGUGCACGGAGCAUGCUCAGAGGGAGCUUCUGUGGAGUGGAUGAAUGGAAGAAGCGCUUAGAGGGGUGAGCUCCAGGAUAUACAAACUGAGAGACAGAGGGAGAGAUGCACAAAGCUAGAUCUCCUGCUGUCUUAGCAGUUGCUCAGCCAGCCCUCAGAAACAGAAAUUCACGCACGCACACGCAUAUAUGCACCAUACCAGCGAUAGGCACGCACUCAGUCAAGAUCGCCUUAUAGAUCGCACAGCACUGCUGUUUUGAGUUUAUACCUUUACCUUGUCAUUAUGAGAGAGCUCCGGGGCAGAUCUGCAACGAGACACUAGCUCCUGUGCUUGGCCUCGGAGGACAAAAAGAAACGGUGUUUCAAGUCGCUCGGGGGUUAGCGAAGGAGUUGCCUCUGUAAGGAGCCCCUGGGGGGGAUACGUGGAUGAGCAGGAAGUUGGAAGCACGGACCCGAACAGCACCGCACUGAACGCAUAAGGUGCACCCUGAGGACAUUUUCACCUGAAUAUCUGCACUACUUCAAAGGUUUCUUCCAGGAGGUUUUCUUCAAAUUGGAGGACAGCACUCAUUUCGCAGCAAUGGAAGCACUGUGAUCCCGUAAACAGGGAAAGAAAAGAACACGUGGACCUCCUUGUGCAACUGCAUCGUUGUGCUCUACUCGACAGUCCCUGGUGUGGCACUGUCCCCAGGAGGAGGCUGGAAGCAUGGAUGACUCCAGCAUCUUGAGACGCAGAGGACUGCAGAAGGAGCUGAGCCUUCCCAGAAGGGGCAGUUUCUGUCGAACCAGCAACCGCAAGAGCCUCAUUGUGACAUCCAGCACCUCACCAACCCUGCCCAGGCCUCACUCUCCUCUUCACGGACCCCCAGGGAGCAGCCCCUUGGACAGUCCCCGGAACUUCUCCCCAAGCACGGCUGCUCACUUCUCAUUCGUCCAGGCACGCAGUCACGGGCACAGAGCUGACAGUAGAACUGAUGGCCGGCGCUGGUCCCUGGCCUCCCUGCCUUCCUCGGGCUACGGCACCAACACACCCAGUUCCACAGUGUCGUCGUCAUGUUCAUCCCAAGAGAAGCUGCACCAGCUCCCCUUCCAGCCCACGGCUGACGAGCUGCACUUCCUUACCAAGCACUUCAGCUCGGAGAGCGUGACUGACGAGGAGUGCCGCCAUUCGCCUGCCAUGCGCCCCCGCUCACGCAGCUUAAGCCCUGGCCGAUCACCAGUCUCAUUCGACCAUGAGAUCGUCAUGAUGAAUCAUGUAUACAAGGAGCGGUUCCCAAAGGCAACAGCCCAAAUGGAGGAACGCCUUGCAGACUUCCUGGCUUCCUUUGCACCAGACAAGGUGAUGCCUCUGGCUGAUGGGGUCCUCAGCUUUGUGCAUCACCAGUUGAUUGAGCUGUCCCGUGAUUGCUUGGACAAGUCCCGCGAAGGCCUCAUCACCUCCCGCUACUUCUACGAGCUGCAGGAGAACCUAGAGAAGCUGCUGCAAGAUGCACAUGAGCGGUCAGAGAGCGCAGAGGUGACCUUCGUCACACAGUUGGUGAGGAAGCUGAUGAUUGUCAUUGCCCGGCCUGCGCGCCUGCUGGAGUGCUUGGAGUUUGACCCUGAGGAGUUCUACCACCUGCUUGAAGCAGCUGAAGGCCAUGCCAAAGCAGGCCAGGGCAUCAAGUCGGACAUCCCUCGCUACAUCAUCAGCCAGCUGGGUCUCACCAGGGAUCCCCUGGAGGAAAUGGCCCAACUGAGCAGCUACGACAGUGGCCAUCCUGACACCCCUGAGACGGAUGACUCAGCGGAGAGUCGUGGUGCCUCUGUGCAACAAACAAAGUCCAAGACUCCACGGGAAGAAGAUUUUGAGAACAUAAAACUCAUCAGCAAUGGGGCCUAUGGGGCAGUGUACCUGGUACGCCACAAGGAAACACGGCAGCGCUUUGCAAUGAAAAAGAUCAACAAGCAAAACCUGAUCCUCAGGAACCAGAUCCAGCAGGCCUUUGUAGAACGUGACAUCCUCACAUUUGCUGAGAACCCUUUCGUGGUCAGCAUGUUCUGCUCCUUCGAGACACGCCGGCAUCUCUGCAUGGUCAUGGAAUAUGUGGAAGGUGGUGACUGUGCCACUCUGUUGAAAAAUAUUGGGGCACUGCCCGUGGACAUGGCCAGGAUGUAUUUUGCUGAGACAGUCCUGGCUCUAGAAUAUCUCCACAACUAUGGCAUUGUCCACAGGGACCUUAAGCCUGACAACUUACUCAUCACAUCCAUGGGACACAUCAAACUUACUGAUUUUGGUCUGUCUAAGAUUGGCCUGAUGAGUCUGACCACCAAUCUCUAUGAAGGUCACAUUGAGAAGGACACACGCGAGUUCCUGGACAAACAGGUGUGUGGCACUCCAGAAUACAUUGCCCCAGAAGUGAUUCUGCGGCAGGGGUAUGGCAAGCCAGUGGACUGGUGGGCCAUGGGGGUCAUUCUGUAUGAGUUCCUGGUGGGUUGUGCCCCAUUUUUUGGAGACACACCAGAGGAACUCUUUGGGCAAGUUAUUAGUGAUAAGAUCACCUGGCCAGAGGAAGAAGAGGCCUUGCCCACUGAUGCCCAAGACCUCAUCUCUAAGCUGCUUCGCCAGAAUCCCUUGGAACGGCUUGGAACAGGCAGUGCCUUAGAGGUGAAGCAACACCGCUUCUUCACAGAGCUGGACUGGAAUGGCCUUCUGAGGCAGAAAGCAGAGUUCAUCCCUCAGCUAGAAUCAGAAGAUGACACCAGCUACUUUGACACUCGUUCCGAUAGGUACCAGCAUGUGGACUCGGAGGAAGACACCAAUGAUGACGAGCACGUGGAGAUGCGGCAGUUCUCUUCCUGCUCCCCACGAUUUAGCAAGGUGUAUAGCAGCAUGGAGCGCCUGUCCCUUCAUGAGGAGAAACGAGCCACCCCCUCUACCAAGCGCAGCCUGAGUGAGGAGGGGGGUGACCGUGUCAAUAGCCUAGGCAGCCUCAAGUCACGUGACCGCAGCUGGAUGGUGGGCUCCCCAGAGAUCCUUCGGAAGCGCCUCUCUGUCUCAGAGUCCUCCCACACAGAGAGCGACUCUAGCCCCCCGCUAACAGUACGUCGUCGCUGCUGCUCGGCCAUCAUCGAGAUGCCCCGUUUUGCCAUCUCUGGGGAGAGUGAAGGGAGCAGCAGCCAGGGCAGCCCCAUUCUCCAGUUCCAAAACCAGGCCAAGAUUGCACAGGGAGAUGACAUGUCAUCACUUGUUCCAGAGCAACAUGUAGAGAGGCAGCUGAAGCCUGAUGAGUUCCCCAUGACCCUAAGCUCCACCAGCAACCAGCUGAGCAGAUCCACGCUCACUCCAGGCAGCGUGGGUGAUGUGUCAGAGCGCUCUGCCCCCAAGGCCAUCAGCGACCUGGCUGCCCGCCGCGCACGCCACAGGCUGCUCUCUGGGGAGACGCUGGAGAAGCCCCCCUCCCGGCCUCUGAGCAAAGUCAUCAAAUCCGCAUCGGCCACCACUCUCUCACUCCUCAUUCCUGCAGACCACCAUGGCACUUCCCCCUUGGCAAGUCCCAUGUCCCCCCGCUCACUUUCCUCCAACCCAUCAUCACGGGACUCCUCGCCCAGUCGGGACUUCUCACCAGCCGUCAGCAGCGCCAGACCUGCCAUCAUCAUCCACCGUUCUGGCAUGAAGUAUGGCUUCACGCUGCGGGCCAUCCGCGUCUACAUGGGCCACACAGAUGUGUAUACUGUGCACCACAUGGUCUGGCAUGUGGACGACAGUGGCCCCGCCCACGAGGCAGGACUGCGAGAAGGAGACCUCAUCACCCAUGUCAACGGGGAGCCCGUGCAUGGCCUGGUUCAUACGGAGGUGGUCGAGCUCAUCCUCAAGAGUGGCAGUAAGGUCUCCAUCUCCGCCACUCCCUUCGAGAAUACCUCCAUCAAAGUGGGCCCAGCUCGCAAGGCUGGUUCCAAGUCCAAAAUGGCUCGUCGCAACAAGAAGACCAAAAACAAAGAGGGCCAGGACAAUAAAAAGAGGACCUCCCUGUUCCACAAAAUCACCAAGCAGUCAUCCUUCUUGCACACCAGCCGCAGUCUCUCCUCCCUGAAUCGAUCUUUGUCCUCCAGCGAGAGCGUUCCCGGAUCCCCAACUCUCGCACUGUCCCCACGCUCCCCAACCCAGGGCUACCGCUCCACCCCAGACUCUACCCUUUCAGUUGGUGGCAACUCAUCCCAGAGCAGCUCCCCCAGCUCCAGUGUGCCCAACUCCCCCGCAAGUUCUGGCCACAUCCGGCCCAGUUCACUUCAUGGCCUCGCCCCCAAGCUACAGCGCCAGUACCGCUCACCUCGUCGCAAGUCAGCAGGCAACAUCCCACUAUCCCCACUGGCUCGCACCCCAUCACCCACACCCCAGGGCCACUCGCCGCAGCGCUCACCCUCUCCCCUGCCUAGCCACGCUCUGGGGACUGCAGUCACAGGGCAGCCCUUUCCUCCCAAGCUGCAUUCAUCUUCCCCGCCGCUGGUGCGCCACAUCUCUCGGCCCAAGAGCACGGAACCACCCCGCUCUCCACUGCUGAAGCGCGUGCAGUCUGCUGAAAAGCUGGCUGCAUCUCUGUCUUCUGCUGCUGGCCCUUCCUCCUUGCCAUCCUCUGCUUCUGCUCCCAGCACUGCCCGCAAGCACAUCCUGGAUGUCCCACACGCUGAUUUUAAGAAGGAGAUUCUGCAGAGGGACUCCAGCCUCCAGAGCCUCCAAGGGCUUGCUGGCGAGGCUCUGCUUGGUUCCAGGCUGACACCGGUUGAGAAGGGCAGUCUGCAGAAGCUUCCAGUACGCAAGAUUGGUUCUGUGGAGGGCCCAGAGGCUGCGCCAGGAACCCUUAGGCUUGGCAAGAGCAAGCUGAAAGACAAGCUGUCAGCUAUUCGACAGGACCGCGCCGAGAGGCGGGAGUCGCUCCAAAAGCAAGAUGCUAUCCAUGAAGUGGACUCUUCCGAGGAUGAGUCUAAUGACGGGACCGAGGAGGGCCGAGAGGGCAGAAAGUCAAGCUGCUGGGUGGAUGAUAGACCUGCGUGCUCCAGCAAGCAGGACUCCAUUUCACCACCCCAAGCCACGGCACGAAGAUCCAUGCCCCCACCGCUAAAAAACAGCCCUGUUUCCUAUUCCGCUGGGUUCCUGUUACCCCCCACACAAACCGUACCACCACACUCGCUCACCAUUUCCUCACACCCCAUCCAACAGGAGCAAGUACAGGCUCAAGAAGCCGCUGCAGAACAGAAACCGGAAGAGAUUAAAGCGUUGCACUUUGUGAGAGUAAGAGGUCCAGGUGAGAUAAAGGAGUCUGAGAAGGUUAGCGAGAAGGCCUCAGUGUGCCCUGUGAAAUCCACCCUGGUCCAACAACUGCCCCACAGCAAAGAAGCUCCUCUGAGGGCAGCUGAAGUUUCAGCUCCAACCACAUCUCUCCCGCAAGACCGGAGGAACGUCAACACCCUGGGAUCCAGAGAGAAGAACGCUGCACCAAACACAAUGGAGGAGAAGACUGUGAAGACGAACCGUGAGACCCAGUCCAGAAUGAGUACCCCACCAGCAGAACGAAGGAAUAUGGCCACCCCCUCUGUAGGGACCAGUAAGGAAAAGAAGGAGGCAGACAACAGAAGGCAGGCUAUGACUGUUGCAACAGUGGGGCCAGCAUCCGAGUGCGGGAUGGACAGGGUGGUAUCCCAUCUCGCAACGGUGGCUAAGAGUGUGCUUGGGCCAGUCAAACUGAGCAUUCCCAGUUCCAGAGAAGCCCUUGAUAAAGGAAAGGACCUGAAGCCAGAGGAGACUGCCCAUCCAAGGAGUAAGGAACUGAAGCAGGAGCAGGAUAUACCAAAAACCUCCACUGCUCUGGGUGCAUCUGCGUGCCCUCCCUCCAGACCUUCUCGGCAGCACCCUGCUCCUAGACCACACCCCAUUACGAUGGACUCACCUUCUCGUAUCCCAAGAGUCACUGCAACCGAGGGGGCGGAGUCAUCACAUAAGGACAUCCCCUCACAGACAGAGGUUCUGCCCACAGAACCAGACCAGAGGAGGAGACAGGACAUACGUGCUGCACAAAGGCUGGCUGCCUUACCACAGGACAAGACAUGCAAGAAAACAUAACAGCAUCGUUUGGAGUAAAGACCGACUGUUACUUGAAUAUAUUAAUUAAAAAAUGCAUGGUAAAGUUAAAAAAAGGACUAACAGCACUGAAGUGAGAGAAGUUUAACCAAGAUUGUUUGUGUUCUGUGUUUUCAAAGCAAAAUGCCAUCUGGACUGAUACUUUAUUUUUCAUUUUUCAGUCAGUGAAAGUCCUUGUACCGUCUUUUAGUCAGCAUUUCUUUCUAUAAGGGCAGAGCUAGAGACACAGAUGUUGAGCUUUAUUGAUCCCCUCAGAGUGAGGUUAAACAUACUCAUACACACACACACACACACACACAUAUUUGCUUAGUUUAUUUUCCCAUUCCUCUUCACUUUUCACUUCGCUGUUAGAGCCUUCAUCUCUUAAUAGAUAAUGGAACAGGUUGUGCCUUAAAGAAUAUGAUAUUUCACACUCAUCUGCAUGCUAUUUCUUAAGGCACUUCUGGAAGAAUUGGAUGUAUCACAGCAAUAAAGGAAGCGUAUACUUAGCAAUUUGUAUAAAUACUUAAAGUAAAUGGAUAACCUGUAUCAUCAAUGUUCAGUCUGCAUCAGCUACUUUAUUGACUUCUCCUAUUUCUGUGUUUUGUUAUGGUUUUAUAUUGUGAUAACUGAAUGACCAAAUGAACUGGAAUUAUUCUGUUUACAGAAGACAUAUGAUAUGAUACUUUUAACUUAGUUGGAUGCGGUGUACUGUGCUGUGAUGAUAGCUCUUUGUCCGAGAUGGAAAUACAACUACUUCGUUAGCGUUUAUAUCGCAGGCAGUGUGUGUUCAUCUGGUUCUCUACUGUCAUGCAAUUAUUUAUUAUUCACAUCUUGUACUUGGACACAUCAUCAGUAAUGUAACCUACGGUCAUUGGGGAUUUCAGGUCUUUCAACAUUGUCACCUGGAAGACCUGUCCAGACUUGAUCAGACCCCGGCCUGCAUCCAAGUAGCGUUACCUUGAACCCACGGCUCACCUCUCCUGAUCCACAGCCAUCUAGAUACCCACCCUCUCCACAGCCUCGAUAACUGCAAUAGCCUUCCCUGGUCUGAGUACCUGUGAUACCCAACUUAUCACAGAGUCUUUACAAAGACAUCCCUGCAAAGCCCCUGCAGCCCACCUUGAUGGAAACACACCUUGGUCCUGCUCUGCUAGUCCCACAUACUACAUCCUCUUCCUCUCACUGGCAUCCUCUAUCUGUUCUUCCCCGGGACUGUAAGCUCCAACAAGAUUACUUCUGCACCUCGAGACAGUAGUUUGAUUUCUGACAUCAGAGAUGUCUCUCUGAUGGUGGCUGGAAAUCCAAAGCUGCCUUUAUAAUUUAACCAUUAACUGCAACGCUUGUGCCAUCACUAGGUUUCCUGAAGUGACAAUGGAUACCAAUUCUACUCUUUCACCUUCUUUGACAAACAUUAUGGUCUGCUUUGUAGGCUGGCUGCUCUUAGUGUGUGCUAUCCCCACACUGAUAGACUCAGCCAUGGCCUUCAGCACCUGGUAAUGGUGCCAACAAUAGCAGCCUCACCCAGUAUUGAUAGUACAGAUACUGAGGGUGUGCCCUGUUGUCCCUCUCUUUUGGCAUGAUGAGCAUGAUGGAAAAUCAGCUGUUCCCCAGCUGAACAGGCUAGAUAGACUCUGCAGCACAUCAUAUUCUGCCCACGUCGAAAAAUUGAUGAGGUGUUGUCUUUGGUGUGCUCUGCCCAAGAGACCUUACACUCCAGCACCUGUUCCCACCUAGUCCAUGCUAAAUAUGGCCAUUGUUGGCUUUGACUAGUCUCAUAGCUUGCCUUCAAAGUGGUCUAUUUCACUGUCAUUUCCAUCCAAAAGUACUUUUUGUACACAAGUACAAUAUGUACACUUUUAAAUGUUUGACUGUGUAAAUAGCUACUUUCACUUGAUACAGCUCUUUAUUUUUUGAUUGUUGUAUUUCAGUUUGGAUGCUGGAAGGACAUGCGUAAAUUGUUGUUGGUGUGUAAACUCUUUUCGUCUUUGACUCUGACAGUUGGAUCUGUCAUGUGGAGUGUCUCUUACUCAGGGACAGUGAAGCUGGAUGUUGCUAGAAGUGUGUUGUGGUUCUGUAUGUGAGAAUUUGUGUUUCUGUUUGUUUUAGGAGACCACAUAAGGCUCCAUACUGCUAAUGAUGUUAGGAGACCCCACUGGUCACAAUACAUCUUUCCUGCACCAUGAUCUCUGUGCAAGCAGAGAGAAACCAGGCUCAUGUGAAAUGCUUCCUUAGGCAAGUGAAAGCCCGAGCAGCUCAGCAGUCAUUCUGUUGCUGGAUUUGUCACUUUAAGAACCCACGACUUUGUCAAUAACCGAAUGCAUUCAGUACUUGAAUAGGCUCUGAAUGACCAUUUAAUAUUUUACAGUCCCUGGUAACUACUUUCCAGUUGUCCCUUCUUUUAUUUUACUUUUUUUUUUAUACUUGGACCAAUUUGCUGUGUUCGCUUAAGUUUGGUACUUUUUUGUACCGUAAAAGUAGUCUUCACUUUUGCACAUUUUUGUGUCAGGGUUGAUCACAUUGCAGUGUUAAGAGUGUAUAGAUCAUUUAGGGU